Messenger RNA from Benincasa hispida (wax gourd), 1210 nucleotides. Its product is annotated as epoxide hydrolase 2. Gene Ontology annotation, molecular function: catalytic activity. NCBI's taxonomy places the organism in Eukaryota, Viridiplantae, Streptophyta, Magnoliopsida, Cucurbitales, Cucurbitaceae. The record is from RefSeq and is a predicted model, not a curated record.
UUAAGCCGUCUAUAAGGAUAAGGAGUUGAAAAAACCAUUAAACAAAAAAAAGAAAAAAACAGAUUACAAUGGAGAAGAUAGAGCACAUAACAAUUCCAACAAAUGGCAUCAACAUGCACGUUGCAUCGAUCGGCUCCGGCCCGGCGGUGCUCUUCCUUCACGGCUUUCCAGAGCUCUGGUACUCAUGGCGCCACCAGCUCCUUUUCCUCGCCUCCAACGGCUUCCGAGCCCUGGCCCCUGAUCUCCGCGGCUUCGGCGACACCGACUCACCGCCGUCUCCUUCCUCCUACACCGGCCACCACCUCGUCGGCGACCUCAUCGGCCUCCUCGAUCAUCUCGGAAUCGACCAAGUUUUCUUAGUCGGCCACGAUUGGGGCGCGAUAAUUGCCUGGUACUUCUGCUUGUUCAGACCCGACAGAGUUAAGGCUUUAGUGAAUUUGAGUGUUCAUUAUCUUCAACGCCAUCCAUCCAUCAAUUUCGUCGACGGAUUUAGAGCUUUGCUCGGCGAUAAUUUCUACAUCUGUCAAUUUCAGGAACCUGGAUUUGCAGAAGCGGAUUUUGGUUCUGUUGAUACUGCGACAAUGUUGAAGAAAUUCCUCGCAAUGAGAGAUCCUGAACCGCCGAUGAUUACAAAAGAGAAGGGAUUCAGUGCUCUGGAAACUCCAGAUCCUUUGCCGGCUUGGUUAACAGAGGAGGAUAUUGAUUAUUAUGCUAGCAAAUUUACCCAAACAGGUUUCACCGGAGGAUUCAACUAUUAUCGAGCAUUUAACCUAUCAUGGGAACUGACGGCGGCAUGGACCGGAGCAAAGAUAAAAGCGCCGGUGAAAUUCAUAGUUGGGGAAGAUGAUUUGGUGUAUCAUUUUCCAGGUGCUAAAGAGUACAUACACGGCGGAGGGUUUAAGAAAGACGUGCCGUUGCUGGAAGAAGUGGUGGUCAUAAAAGGAGCAGCUCAUUUCAUCAACCAAGAGAAGGCAGAUGAAAUAAACUCCCUCAUUUAUGACUUCAUCAACAAAUUCUGAUGAAUAAUCUUUUCUUCUUCUACUUCAUGGCCCCUGGAAGACCGCCAUAAUUAAUCUUAUGCAAUUGGUCCAAGUGUCCAAUAAUAACUUUCUUAGAAGCUAUUUGAGAUGUUGAGUUAAAAUAUGAUUGAGUUCAUAUAUUAUAUUUGUGGAGUUUAUAUACCUAUUAUAAUAUUUUUAUUCCAUAUUAA